Messenger RNA from Calliphora vicina (urban bluebottle blowfly), 692 nucleotides. RefSeq names its product V-type proton ATPase subunit Vha14-1 (gene Vha14-1). Lineage: Eukaryota; Metazoa; Arthropoda; Insecta; Diptera; Calliphoridae. The transcript has 3 exons. The record is from RefSeq and is a predicted model, not a curated record. Gene Ontology annotation, biological process: proton transmembrane transport. Gene Ontology annotation, cellular component: membrane; proton-transporting V-type ATPase, V1 domain. Gene Ontology annotation, molecular function: proton-transporting ATPase activity, rotational mechanism.
UCUCGUGACUGCUUCAAUUGACAUUUGUCAGCUGACUAAUUGAAAAAUUCGUGAGGGUUUUUAUAAUUUAUUUUCAAUAUAAACUUGUAAAAAAUUAUAAAGUAAAAAAAUGGCUUUACACUCUGCUGUUAAAGGAAAACUAAUUUCUGUUAUUGGAGAUGAGGAUACUUGUGUUGGUUUUCUGCUUGGUGGAGUAGGUGAGAUCAACAAAAAUCGUCACCCCAACUUUAUGGUUGUAGAUACCUUUUUGUGACAUAUACAUAUUUAUUAAUAACAAUCACUUAAUAUUAUUAAAAUGUGUAUAGAUACUGCUGUAAGUGAAAUUGAAGAUUGCUUCAAACGCUUCCUUAAACGAGAUGAUAUCGACAUUAUUUUAAUCAACCAAAACUAUGCUGAACUUAUUCGCCAUGUGAUUGAUGCGCACACCUCUCCAGUUCCGGCAGUACUCGAAAUACCUUCAAAAGAUCAUCCAUAUGACGCUAGUAAGGAUUCUAUAUUAAGACGCGCCAGAGGCAUGUUUAAUCCCGAAGACUUAGUUCGCUAAGUUAAAAAUGUAUAUAUAUGUAAAAAUAUUGCGUGUAAUUUGUGUGUAUUUGUUUUCAUUCCUAAUGCUGCAAUCAUGUUUUAUUAAUCGGCAUUCAAAUAUUUAAAGCAUAAUUGAUUAAAAAAUAAAGUGUGUUUAUGUCUUUAAA